This is a messenger RNA of Danio aesculapii, 2285 nucleotides long. RefSeq lists its product as uncharacterized. Gene Ontology annotation, cellular component: mitochondrion. NCBI's taxonomy places the organism in Eukaryota, Metazoa, Chordata, Actinopteri, Cypriniformes, Danionidae. Gene Ontology annotation, biological process: regulation of autophagy. The record is from RefSeq and is a predicted model, not a curated record.
AUGGAACUGGGACAAGAUGGCUCCCCUUCCGGUGUUCGAUGCAUCCACCUCGAUCACGAAAGGUUGUAUGUGCUGCGGAGGUCCAACUUGGUGAAUAUCUUGGCGGCUCGGAGUUGUUUCAGGGCCGCAGGGACAAGAGAAAGGGGAUACCUGAAUUUGACUGUUGUCCUUGGUUCAGAACUCGAUAAUCUAUACAUGGCCGCAACCCUCCAUCCUUUUGGCCACGAGAAGAAGAGCUUGAGGCAGCGGUGUGGCUUUAACAGCACAGUCUCUAAUGAAGUUGGCGGCAUCAUUCUAACAGCCCCAGAUCAUCCAACAAACGUUGAAUAUUCAGAGCAACAGCAUUCAAUAACAGUCAUGCGUCCCAGGUCCAGACUGCUGGCUAAACGAGGCCUCCCCACCAUCAGGGAAGGUUAUGAGGAGCUGGUGCAAGACCUGAACCAGACCAACAGCCAGCACACUACCACACAGGACUACUUCCUCUCCAUCUGCCAUCUGGCCCGGCCCACCUUCCCUCUGCAUGAGCCUGAUUGUGACAUCCUCUCCAUCGGCCCUUUGGAUCCCCCAAAGCCCUGCCUACGCCUGCACCGCCUGCGCCAUCAUCUGCAGCCUCCGCAGCCCCAAACCUCCACGGCCAGUGAGCAGCGAGUUGAACAAACCCAUAAAGAAAAUGAGACCACUAAAUCUACUCCACCAGAAGCAGUUCAGGCUCAGGCUACCCAAGAGGAGGGAGUCCCAGGCCCCGCUGAUCCACUAGAGUACCUCUACAGCCACAGAGGUACACCGGCGCUGUCUACUAGAAGGGGGAGCGUUCCUCCACGAAGGCCACGAAGGGACACCUUCCCGAGUUGUUCCUCAGCACCGGACAUCCAGCGCAAGAGCAGCUGCCCAGAGCUUAGCCUGGCUGAUACAAUCACUGCAUCCACGAUCUUGCAGAGGUCGCCUCUCAGCAGGAAGAAACUGGAUGAGGGCUCCCUGGCCGCACGCAGUGGCGUUCCCAACAAGCUCGAUGGCAUCCCUGCUGGUUGGAGGGGGAAGAGCAGCCGCUGCAUGGACAAACAGACCAUAGUGUCCCACUGGAUCGCAGAGUGCCGCAGCGCAUGGAAGGAAGCUCGCAUUCGUGCAUGCAUGCUGCCAGCCAUCGCCGAAAAGUAAUUUACAACCUCUGUCCAGUGAGGUUUAAACAUCACCGUAACGUGGAUAAAUGUAGAAUUAUGACUUUGCACUUCAGGUUUAUAUGCAUAUACAUUUUUUAUGUAUUUUUAAAUCUGUAACCCUAUAGAUGGUGCCGUGCCGAUACCACACCAUAGUGUAGAGUUACAAUGAAUGUCGAUGAUAAGACUGAGCCAGUCCAGUAACGUCCAGUCGUGAACAAUAAAUGCAUUGAUUGUUGAAUGCCUUUAACAUUGUUUAGUGAGAUUUAAAGAAUUAAAAAUGUGUCAUCUUAAUCGCAGUUCUAAUAUACGGUAAUGUUAAUAACACAAUGUAGUUUAAAGGAUAAAGGGAACCACAUGUAUUAUAGUCACUUACAGUAUAAGAAUUUCACUGUGCCCUCUAUAAUACCUGACUAGGAUGUUUUUGUAAGACCCAGGUUUUAGCUAAUUUGAUUGCCAGGCAGAUUAUGUGAUGCACAACAGUUAUGCAAUGCUUGCUUUAAAUUUUAUCACAUAUUUGAUCUAUAAUUGCUUUAGAGUAAAAUGCAAACAAAAAUAAAACCCUUAACAUACAAAUAUGUUCAGACCUUUUAUGUCUAAAUACUAACUUCUUUAGUAAAUUGGUAUUUAGGAGACUGGUAAAACAAGCAAGCUAUGAUCAUUUACUGCCACUUUCAAAAUGAGGUAAUGUUAAAAUAUUUUAAAAUUAAGCUUUUAAACAGAAAUGAACUGUUUAGAGGAAAUUGAAUAGUCCAGUUGGAUAAUACAUGAUUAAAUGCCCUGUUUAGGAAUCAUCUUAGCUCACUAACAGGCCAUACAAUGACCUGACCCACGUUAUUUUGAUAUUCAGAUUUAUGGUAAAUGGCCAAUAUAGAACUGCACUGUUAUCCUAUUAGACUGUUUUUACACACCCAGAAUAUCUUGUUUUCUUUGCAUUCAUUUGGUGUUUCUGUAUUUUGAGAUUGUCUUACUGUUAAAAGAUUAAUUAGUACGGUUGCAUGUGAAUUUGUAAAUUUUUGUAUUAAAAUGUAUUUAAAUUAUUGUUAUGGAUGUAAUAAUUUGAGAGAAACUGUAUAUUACAUUAUAUUAAAAAAGAAAAUCUGUUGUUUGUAAAUUUUCAGCAACCUUGUA